Molecule: messenger RNA, 2340 nt
Organism: Melopsittacus undulatus (budgerigar)
Lineage: Eukaryota; Metazoa; Chordata; Aves; Psittaciformes; Psittaculidae
Product: probable G-protein coupled receptor 83
Exons: 4
Coding region: 5-1267 (420 amino acids)
Biological process (GO): neuropeptide signaling pathway
Cellular component (GO): plasma membrane
Molecular function (GO): neuropeptide Y receptor activity
Source: RefSeq, a predicted model, not a curated record
AGCCAUGAGCAGGCACACGUGGUUCCCACUGCAGUAUAUCUCCAAGCCCUUCUGGAGAGCAGAGAAUCACAACACAACCAACUUCUUCUCUGCAUUGUAUGGCUUUCCUAACAAAUCUUUCUUCCACAGUGACUUGGACCUUGAGGACUUGGGGGACUUCGGCAGCGGGACCCGAUACAAGGGUGAGUCCCAGAGCCAGACAGUGAAGGCACUGCUGAUUCUAGCCUACUCUGUAAUCAUCUGCAUCUCACUCUUUGGUAACAUCCUGGUGUGCCACGUGGUGAUCAAGAACAAAAGGAUGCACUCAGCCACCAGCCUCUUCAUCGUCAACCUGGCUGUUGCCGAUGUCAUGAUCACCAUUCUGAACACCCCCUUCACACUGGUGCGGUUUGUAAGCAGUACCUGGAUUUUUGGAAAGCUGAUGUGUCAUGUAAGCCGGUUUGUUCAGUACUGCUCUGUUCAUGUGUCUGUGCUGACCCUUGCAGCCAUCGCUCUGGAUCGGCAUCAGGUUAUUAUGCACCCUCUGAAGCCACGCAUGUCCAUGGUGAAAGGAGGAAUUUGCAUCAUUAUCAUCUGGGUUAUGGCCAGCUGCUUCUCAUUGCCUCAUGCCAUUUACCAGACUUUGACAAGAUUUUAUAUCGGAAACAGAACAAUACGAAUGGUCUGCCUCCCCAGCUUCCCUCCUCCUGCUGAUCUUUUCUGGAAGUAUUUGGAUUUGACUACUUUUGUACUCUUGUAUGUCCUGCCCUUGCUUGUCAUCUCCAUCACAUAUACCAUGGUGGCCAAGAAGCUCUGGCUGAGAAAUGCCAUCGGGGAUCUCACCAUGGAGCAAUACUAUGCCCAUCAACGGAAAAAAAAGAUGACACUGAAGAUGCUGAUGGUGGUGGUGGUUGUGUUUGCAGUGUGCUGGUUCCCCUUGAAUUGCUAUGUGGUGUUGAUCUCCUGUAGGGCCAUUCACAGUAGCAAUGCUCUAUACUUUGCUUUUCACUGGUUUGCCAUGAGCAGCACCUGCUACAACCCCUUCAUUUACUGUUGGUUGAAUGAGAACUUCAGAUCUGAGUUGAAAUCCCUGCUGUGUGUGUGCCGGCGAAGUAGCGCAGCCCAGAGUCAUGCUCUGCAGUCCAUCUCCCCCCCUUUCAGGCAUGCCUGGGUUGAGAACUGCCAUUAUAAAAGAGGCAGUGUCUGCCAGAAGGCAAGAGUAUCCUCCCAGAGGAACUCUGCAAAGACAGAUAUAUCUAGUGUUCAGCCAUUUGUGGCAGAAAACUAAAGCCUUCAUCUGACGGCCAGGCAGCAUUGUGUUAUAACUGCAGAGACAUAGGAAAGAAUUAGUUGGAAAGGACUGCUGGAGAUCAUCGAGUCCAACCUUCUGCCCAAACCACACUAGCUUCAGUGUUCAACUGGAUUGUUCAGGACCUUGUCCAGUCAGGUCUUCAAAAAUCUCCAGGGAGGGACUGCCCACAUGUGAGCUCCAUUAUGAGGGGUGUUGAGUGAGUUUUUAAUUGGAACAGUCAGCAAAAUAAAGGGAAUUCUCUAAUAGCACACAAAAUCUUUCAUAGACUAAGCAAAUAAGGGGAACACACACCAACUGACAAACAUUGCGUUAAACUAGACAGCUGUUAAUGCAUAUAGAAACACUGCCAAUUCCUUCUUUGUAUUUCUUUGUAAUUUCUUCAAGAUGAAUAAUGUCUAUAGCCCUCUACCUUUCCCAGGUGGAAAACUGUUGUUUGUUUCCUAACUGUACAUCCUCUGCUACUCCUUACAGAAGCAGCACUUUCUUCUGUAAGAAUCUGCAGUCUGGCAAUGUUGAGCUGCCUUCAAAGAAUAUUAUUUCCUUGAGGUGGUUGUGAAAGCUUACAUCUUUGUAAAAGCCUGGCAAUCUUUGCCAUCGUUAUUUAUACCCUUCAUCUGGAUGCUCUUGCUUCAGUAUAACUCUGUUAAAAUUUCCAUAUGGUUGUAAUACAACAAGAUUUGAUUCACCAACAUUUUUGGGGGGCUGAUAACAGCCAAAUAAAACAGCUGCUUAAGGGCCCUCUCUCUCCUGUGGGUUUUGUGUAACUUUUAGUCUGGAGAACAGAAGGCUUGGGGAGGGAACUUUACUGUUUCUGCAACUACCUGAAAGGAGGAUGGAGAGGGGAGGUGGUUGGUCCCUUUUCCCAAGUAACAAGUGAUAGGACAAGAGGAAAUGGCCAGGAAAAGGUUUAGACUGGAUAUUAGGAUCAAUUUCUUCACUAAAAGAAUGAUCAGGCACUGGAACAGGCUUCCCAGGGAAAUGGUGGAAUCACCCUCCCUGGAAGUGUUUAACAAGUGUGUACAUGAGGCCCCUAGUGACAUGGUUUAGUG